This is a messenger RNA of Diorhabda carinulata, 5677 nucleotides long. Its product is annotated as trichohyalin. NCBI's taxonomy places the organism in Eukaryota, Metazoa, Arthropoda, Insecta, Coleoptera, Chrysomelidae. Bases 394 to 2967 code for a protein of 857 amino acids. The record is from RefSeq and is a predicted model, not a curated record. The transcript has 8 exons.
AUCAUAGUUGGUUGAAAGGCAUGAAAGUGCGGACUACACCGUCGAGUAGACCGUGUUUUAUUCGCGUAUGUCAUCAAAACAACUGGCGAUCCAAUGACAUUUUCGGAAGUUUUUAAUUGCGAUUGACAUACUAAUAAGGUAUAUUUGUGAUUUUUUGACUUAAAAGAUAUUGAAGUUGUGGUUUAACUGUGAUUGGUGUCUAGUUUCGUGAUAAAAUUUGCAAUUUGUUGACUGACGUUGGAUUUUACUACUAGACUCAAAGGUCGUGUACCUAGAUACUGCAAAUCUGCAGGAACAAGCCUAGUCAAAACAAUAAACAGCUAGUUAUCACAAAUUUGUGCCAUAUAUAUUAACUAUUUAUUCUUAAAAUGCCAGGGAAAUAAGAAAAUUCCAAUGGCUUUGAAGCUACGAAAAGAUAUAAAAAAAUCCAGUUACUACGUUUGGUUUCUUGGUGCUAAAGAAUCGAAAGGAUUAAGAGGAACUGAAUACAUAGUACCGGUGAUCAAACAUUUGGAAGAACGCGAAAAAGACAUAGAACCUUUCAAAGUAACCCUCCAAGUAUCACAUAAAGGUCUUAAGAUAAUACAAAAUGUAGUUUCGCAGAAUCAAAAAAAUUCCAAACCUAAAAACGAGACAAUCAAACAUUUUAUUCCUCAUAAUACUAUAACAUGCGUAUAUCAACAAGAAGACGUCAUAGCUUGUAUUUUGUUAUUAUUCAAUCCUGUAACGAAAUGUCCGUUACACGUUCACGCAUAUAGAUGUGACAGUUUGGAAACUGCUACUUUAUUAAAAAUCCAACUGCAAACUUUAAUAGAGAGACCUGAAAAUCAGAAAAAGUUUGCCGAGAUUGAGAGUAAAUUGAAGCCACAAAAGGAGCUUAAAAAAGUUGAUAGUAGUAUAGGAAGUGACACAGGAACGAGUACAAGAGAAAGUGAAAGCAGCGAAGAAAGAUACGCCGUUGAAUCAACACGAGUAACAACGUUAUACGAUUCCGUCGCUGCCGAGCUUCGUGCUAAAUUAGGUAAAAAGAAUUCCCCCAUUCUUUUACCUCCUCGUGACUACGAUACUGUACACAGAACAAAAGGAAAUUUGACAGGUAUCGAAUUAAGACGAUGUCUCAAUGCCAACAUUGUAGGGCAGAAUGUGAAAGGAAGACGGAUUGAAAGUAGCGGAGGAAGUUCCGGAAUUGGUUCUGAUCAUCCACCUAGUCCAGAAAGUCCGGAUGCGCCUGAUUCUAGAUUUAAUACAUUGGACAAUCAGAGUACUAGUGAUGAAGAUUGGAAUGGAGAUCCAGCAGAAUCAACAAUAUAUUUAAUGCACCAACCCGCUCAAAUAGCUAGCUCAAAACAAUCCAGAGACAAGUCUCCAGACAAUAAUCAAAGGUUCUCCAGAUAUGCAGAAUCUCACUCACCAAAAUAUGAAGAGUUGAACUUUAGAUCAAGUAAAAAUGUCAGAGAUGAAACUCAAAAGUAUCUGGAAAAACCAAUUUCCAAAUACGCUGAUAACAAAUUUUUGGAGCGUCAGAAAAGUUUGGAAAAGGAAAUGUUCGCUCACAAAAAGUUCGUAGAUCGACAGAGAAGUUUAGAAAAAGACGUGGGUAUUCAAAGGGGUUUUGAGCAAGAUAGACGUUCGGGAAAUUUCGAAAAGAGCGACAAGUAUGGUGAAAAAAGAUAUUAUUAUCAAGGAGAAGAUUCUAGAGAGAAAUUUGACAGGUUUUAUGAAUCUGAAAAAUCACGACAGGCGAACGAUGAUUUCUCUCCCCGAAAGGAGAAAUCAAAACAACAAAAAUACUUUGAAGAUGAUGGUUUCGAUGAAAAUAUGAGAUACAGAAAUAAAUCGACAGAUUUUGAAAGAAAUCGAUCUCGUUAUACUUACGAGGAAGAAGAAUAUUUUGACAAUAGACAGUAUAAAGAACCAUCAGCACCGAAAAUUCGACAAAGAUAUCCAUCAGACGAUUCCAAAUUCUACAAAGGAACAUUCAGGUCUGAUGGAAGUGAUCCAAAAAGUCCAACAAGAAGUUCCCCUGAUGAUUCUAGAUAUUAUACAGAACCAGAAAUAAAGCCUAGAUCCCUUUCUCGGCCUUCCCAGAAAGACAACUAUUCUAAAUCUCGCAGUGACCGUGAAGAAAAAUCUGUAAGAUCACAAGAACUUUUUGAAGAUCAUAGAAAGAUAGGGCAAUUCAGAUCGCCUACUCCUAGUUCGGAUGAUAUAAAAGCUCCUAGUGACAGAUUUAAGAAUGCUAAGGAAAAAUUCAUGUUAAUGGAGAGAGAAAGAUUGGAGAUCGAAAGAAGAAGACCAGAACCUCCAAUUUCUCCAACUAACGUUAAAGAAAAACCUUUUUCUAAGAGGUAUAAUGAUUCUGGUUAUCCAAAUGAUAGAGAAAGAUAUUUCAACGAUCACAGAGGACACCAUUUAGAAGAUCCAAAACCUACUCCAGCACCAAGACACAUCUCCGAAGAAGUUCGUUAUAGAGAACGAAACAGAGAAAUGCAUCGAGACAGAGAUCCUCAAAUGGACAGAUAUCGCCAAACUGACAAAUUCGAUCCAAAAAGAAGAUCAAUGUUUUCGUUAAUCGAAGAAGAGCACAGAAAAAAUUCGAAUGAAAUAGCGAAGGAAUUGAAAAGGAGAUCGUACAUGGACAGUGGAGGAUACGAUGAAGACAUUGAACGAUUGAAUCGAGAUCGAGAUAGACAUUUCCAAGAAUUACCGGAAUCUGACAGAUUUUUAGAUGGAUACUCAAAGUCUAGUAUAGAGAUUGAUAAAGUUGGUGAGAUGAAAUUUGAUCAAAAGUUCAUUAAAAACCAGAAACAAGUUAAGAAUUCAGCCGGAUAUAGACACAGCUAUGUCGAACCGAAAAUGAGAAUGGAUAAAAAUACUAAGAAACAUUUAUCGGAGAUGUUGCACAGAACCAACAGUUCUGUAGGAAAUAAUGGACGUGUAGGAAUAGCCAGCGUUCAUCCAUAUUAGUAAAAAAAGGAAUUAAUAACUGAUGUAUGAAAUUUUUGGUGACGGUCUGGAGUCGAUAAAUGUGUUUGUAUAUUAUUUAUACUAAGUUGUUAGUACUUGCCUGAACACAGGUAACUGCUCAAGAGUAUUUAUAAAGAAAUUAUUGUUUUGGGCAUACGUAUCUUUGAGAGAUUAGUCAGAGAAAUGUCAGUUUGGGUAAAUAAUGAGAAAAUUGCAUAAGUAAUAUAAAUAUCUGAGUGCUUCCACAGUUUCUUUAUUUUCAUUAACUGCAUUGCUGUGAAAAUAUAUGUUUUUCUGGAAAUGAUCAAACUUCAGUUUGAUUGUAUGUACCUACAUAAUUCAAAAAUUAGAGAAAUUCGAAUUCGCCAAGCUCUUACCUCAUAGUUAAUCUCCUUCUGAACUCUUCUACUAUUUCUCUUGAAUUGUAUUGAAAUUUGAUAAAAGAGCUUAAACUAAACAAAAAUAUGGAACAUACCUUUGAUGAGGUUGAGUUUUUCAUAAUAACACAUUAUGAAUUCACUAUUUAGAAGCUUUGAGCAUUGGGCAGCAAAUUAAAUGCCUGUGCCACAUCUACUACACUCUUUAUUAAGUUGUACGGAUGGAAUUGAUACAGGAAUUUGAAAUUUCAUGCUUAUUGUGAUGUGUCUGGAGAAUCAAACCAAGGUUUCUUUUGUACGCUUCUCUCAACAAAAUCGAAUAUCAUUUUGUUCAUGAGAACAUGGUUAAAAAUUUGAUACCUUCCAGUUCAAUAGGAAAUAGACAAAUUCAAUUAAGAAAUAAGUAGUAGCAUCAGAAAAAUAUGGUACGGUUUACAUAUCUAUAAUCAAACUAGAGUUAAAGGAAUUAACAUAUGAAAUGAUCGACAAUAUAAGAAUGGAACUGUUCUUACGUUUAGGUACGCAAUAAUAAAUGGAGAAAAUUGAAUUACCGGAACCCAUGAUAACAGUUCAAAUUAAUAAUAAGAGCGUCACUUAGUUGCUUAAUCAUCUUAGCAAAGUAUCAUGAUGUUGUUGUUGAUAUUGAUCAAUCAAAAUGAUCAAAGAAUGAUCAAUAGAUGUAGUGUACAGAUCAAAUUUAUUGAUCAAAAUAGUUUCAAAAAUAUUGAUAGAAUCAGUGUAAUAACGAAUUUAUUGUUUCGAAAUAGGCAUCUGUUUUAUGACUACUUCAUUCGAUUCCUCUUCCUUUGGUGAAAACAGCCAGAUCUGGAGAAUGUGUUGGGUGCGAGAGCUAAUUGAAUUUUUCUAUUGCUUUUAUCAAAUUGAACGUGGUAUGAGGCAUUGUUUUGGCGAUAAAGGAUAGUCUCUUCUGCAUAGGGCUAUAACCUAGUCCAUUAUUACGUUUCUGUUAGCUUCAGACUAUAGUGUUGAAUACAGGUUCCAUCCACGAUCAGAUCGAUUGUAUUUUGACUUAAAAGCUCUAUUUAACGCUCCAAAUCAUCAGAUUAUUGUUGUUUUUUUUCCAUUGCGAGGAAACGCAGCAUUCAUUUGGAAAGAAUCUUUUUUAGGCACAAAGAAUAAUGUAAAAUUCAUAUAUCUUCGUAAUGCAUACUAUCUUUUUUAAGUUUACUAUAUGGUCUUCAAACCGUGAUUCUAGCAACUCUAUACUCUUGAAGAUGCAAAUGCUUGAUCAUAUUCGGCGCUCUUAAAACCACGUUUGAGUUUGGUAUGUUGGUCAGUUAUGGUGGAUUUUCCUAGAAAAAAGUCACUGUUAUACUUCCCAAAACAAGCCUUCAUCUCAACGGUAUAGUUUGGUUCAAAUGCUUAAUCAGAACAAAGAACUCUUUUUACUAUUCUUUUUAACUAUCCUUUAAAUGUUGGUAUAACAAGGGAAAAUAUAAAAAUGUGAUUUGUUGUUGGAAUGUGAUGUAAUGACUUUCAACUCUAAUCAGAUAUUAGAUGGCUUUUCUUAUUGGGACGGAAAAAUAUUAAGUCAUUAAAUCUACAAGUGAUAGUACAGGAGCCUUAUCUUAUAUAGUGGACAAGGAAAAGAAGAUGCUUUUACAAAUAAAAAUCAAUUAUGAAAGAAAACUACUUUGGGGAGGCUAAUAUUAUAUGAAACUAUUAAGCUAAUGAAUUAGGUAUAAGAUAACAAUGCAUUUUCCAAUAUUCUGAUCAAAAUUAAUAAGAUGAGAUUGUCUCAAAAUUAAGCGUUUGUUUUUCUACAAAUUUCACAUUUGUCUUAAAGUUGACACAAACUGAUUUACUUUCCUUUUCCUCCAAAAACUGAGUUAUAACGUUUUUAUUGUUGCUAGAAAAUGUACACACCCUUUGUACUAUUACUCCAAUUGAAGAAUGGUAAGAUUCAUUGCAGGAAACUUUCGCACGAAUAACAUAAUACUCUUGUGAUUUCUUGAAGAAUCAAGGAAGAUGGUUCAGAAUUAUUAAUUUCAAAUGAAUUUGUUUGGAUUCACUCCUUUAUAUGGUUAAUUAGAAUAGUUCUACAAAAAAUAUCUUCUCUAUACAACAAGUGAAAGGUUAGCAGAACCAAGAAAAUCCUAACACUCACGGAUAAUAGGUUCAAAACUGGUGCUUCUCGGUUCUUGUGAAAUGUAGAGGUAGGUUUGUCUGGAUAAAGUAUUUUGACGUUUAAAUAUUGGAAUAAUGAUAGUUAUGAAUCAAUAUCCAUCGCUUCAUAUUUAUCUUUUGUUAAGUUAAAUGUAUCUGUUAUAGAAUCUACUUUUGACAGAGCCUCAAUUCCUUGAAGAAAGAAA